Messenger RNA from Aspergillus japonicus CBS 114.51, 1208 nucleotides. RefSeq names its product aldo/keto reductase family protein. Gene Ontology annotation, molecular function: oxidoreductase activity. The coding region runs from base 56 to 1099 and encodes 347 amino acids. The record is from RefSeq and is a predicted model, not a curated record. NCBI's taxonomy places the organism in Eukaryota, Fungi, Ascomycota, Eurotiomycetes, Eurotiales, Aspergillaceae. The transcript has 2 exons.
GUUGAACACAAACUUGCUCUCACUCCAGCCACUAAAAAGGGCUUCUUACCACAAUAUGUCAUCUGAAAUCAGCGCCAAAAGACGCAUCAUCCUUGGGUUGAUGACCCUUGGCCCAGACGCCACCCACGGUGCUCGCAUCACGAGUCUGGAUGAAUUCAAUCGGUGCCUGGACCUGUUCCAAGAGAAAGGCUACGGUGAGGUGGACACCGCUCGACUCUACGAUGGCGGUCGGCAGGAGGCAUUCACCCGCCAGACAGGCUGGAAAGAACGAGGCCUCUCAAUGGCAACGAAGUGGGCCCCACUCACAUCAGGCGCCCACCGCGCAGAAAUCCUGGAGGAGAGGCUGGAUGAGUCCCUACGAGAGCUGGGAACGGACCAGGUGGACAUCUUCUAUCUCCAUGCGGCGGAUCGCACCACCCCUUUCCCAGAGACGUUCGAAGCACUCGACCGACUGUACCGACAGGGGAAGUUUAAGCAGCUGGGACUCAGCAACUUCUCUGCCUUUGAGGUUGCGGAAGUCGCAACUCUGUGCAAUGAACGCGGCUGGGUCCGGCCCACGAUCUACCAGGCGAUUUACAAUGCGCUGACACGUGGGAUUGAGGAUGAGCUCAUCCCCUGCUGCCGCCGCUGGGGCAUUGACGUGGUCGUCUUCAACCCCUUGGCAGGCGGGUUCUUUUCUGGCAAAUACAAGACGGCUGAGCAGCCUGCCGACGGACGAUUCAGUGACGGGAACCCAAUGCAGGGCAAGAUGUAUCGGGAUCGGUACUUCAAAUCGAGCAUCUUCCGUUCUUUGAAAAUACUGGAGCCGGUGGCUCAGAAGCACGGACUGUCAAUGGUGGAGGUGGCCCUUCGCUGGUGUGUCCAUCACUCGGCUUUGAGAAUCACCGAUGGUCGUGAUGGUAUUAUCACAGGAUUUAGCAGCUUUGAGCAGCUCGAGGGCAACCUGAAUGAUCUGGAGAAGGAUCCUCUACCGACCGAGGUCCUUGAUGCUUUAGAUCAGGCUUGGUCUGUUGCCAAGGUUGAUGCAAGCAAAUUUUGGCAUGGCGAGCUGGUGUAUGGAUACGAAACUCCGGGAGCGCUGUUGCAGGAGCGCAGCUGACGCAUUAUGUGGGGUGAACGACUUGCUUACAAAGUCAUAGAAGUCCAUGAUGUUAAAAAGCCUAGAUGGCCUCAUCCUUCAUAUAAUUUGUCCAGAAAGCUAAGGGUCA